Messenger RNA from Trichosurus vulpecula (common brushtail), 3658 nucleotides. RefSeq names its product ubiquitin specific peptidase 30 (gene USP30). NCBI's taxonomy places the organism in Eukaryota, Metazoa, Chordata, Mammalia, Diprotodontia, Phalangeridae. Gene Ontology annotation, molecular function: cysteine-type deubiquitinase activity; cysteine-type endopeptidase activity. Gene Ontology annotation, biological process: protein deubiquitination. The transcript has 13 exons. Gene Ontology annotation, cellular component: nucleus; cytosol. The record is from RefSeq and is a predicted model, not a curated record. The coding region runs from base 25 to 1584 and encodes 519 amino acids.
GCCCCCUCAGGGCGGGCCGGGGCAAUGUUCAGCCCGGGGGCUGAGGAGGCGGUGGCGGCGCUGGACCGGAGCCUGCGGCGCCUCCUGCGGGCCGGGGCCGCACUCAGGUAUAAAGUGAUGAAGAACUGGGGAGUCCUCGGGGGGGUUGCUGCGGCUCUGGCAGCAGGCGUCUACGUGCUUUGGGGUCCCAUUACUGAGAGGAAGAAGCGCCGGAAAGGGCUUGUUCCUGGCCUCCUCAACUUAGGAAACACCUGUUUCAUGAACUCCUUGCUGCAAGGCCUGUCUGCCUGUCCUACUUUCAUCAAGUGGUUGGAGGAAUUCACUGCCCAGUACCCUUCAGAUCAGAGAGAGACCACCAAGCCUCAGUACUUGUCCUUAACCCUGCUGCACCUGCUGAAAGCCUUAUCUUGCCAAGAAGUUGCUAGCGGUGAGGAGGAGGAGGAUGUCCUGGACGCCGGCUGCCUGUUGGAGGUGCUGCGGAUGUACAGGUGGCAGAUCUCCUCCUUCGAGGAGCAGGACGCGCACGAAUUAUUCCAUGUCAUCACAUCAUCGCUAGAAGAUGAGAGAGAUCGCCACCCUCGGGUAGCGCAUCUAUUCGAUGUGCAUUCUUUGGAGCAGCAGCCAGAAACGACCCUUCAGCAAAUAAGCUGCCGAAUACGAGGGGCACCUCACCCCAUGUCCAGCGCCUGGAAGUCUCAGCACCCUUUCCAUGGGAGACUUACUAGUAACAUGGUUUGCAAGCACUGUGAGCACCAGAGUCCUGUGAGAUAUGAUACCUUUGACAGUCUUUCCCUGAGUAUCCCAGCUGCUACGUGGGGUCGUCCUUUGACUCUGGACCACUGCCUUCAUCAUUUCAUCUCAUCAGAAUCAGUCAGGGAUGUUGUGUGUGACAAUUGUACCAAGAUUGAAGCAGAAGGGACCCUGAAUGGGGAGGUGGUUGAACACCAGAGAACCACGUUUGUCAAACAGUUAAAACUUGGGAAGCUUCCUCAGUGUCUCUGCAUCCAUCUGCAAAGACUGAGCUGGUCCAACCAGGGCACUCCUCUGAAACGUCAUGAACACGUCCAGUUUAAUGAAUUCCUGAUCAUGGACAUCUAUAAAUACCACCUUCCUGGCUGCAAACCACGCCAGCACAGUCCCAGACUGAAAGAGAGUGUGGGGACGGUGCUGGACGUGAAGGAUGGGAUGACAGCCCCCAAAUCAGCCUCUGCUCAGCCCGGCAGGACCAAAGCACUUUUCGUCAAUGGGGCCUGCUCCUCCCCAACGCUGCUGCCAACCCCAGGCACUUUCUCUCUCCCAGGUGUUCCCGACUAUAGCUCUUCGGUGUACCUCUUCCGGCUAAUGGCUGUCGUGGUCCAUCAUGGAGACAUGCAUUCUGGUCACUUUGUGACUUACCGCCGCUCUCCUCCUUCUGCUAAGAACCCUCUGUCUACCAGCAGCCAGUGGCUCUGGAUCUCGGAUGACACCGUGCGAAAGGCAAGUUUGCAGGAGGUUUUGUCUUCAAGCGCUUACCUGCUCUUCUAUGAGCGGGUCCUUUCGAAAGCCCAGCAAUACCAAAGCCAGGAGUACAAGUCUGAGGAGUGAAACUGCCCAGAGCCAGGCCCAGCAGAGUGCUCAGAACUGUUUAGAAAACAAACAAUCCUCCGUUUUUCUCUGUAUACAUUAUGAAAAUAGCCUGACUACAGUUCUUCGACAUUCCGGUGUGGUGGUGAUGGCAGGCUCUCUCAGGAGGAGCUGCCGUCCUGAUCCACGCCCAAACCAAGCUGCCGGAAGCAGGGCGGGCCCUCUGGAGCAUCAGGGUGUCAGAAAGCAUCUGUUACAUCUACAAGACGUCUUCAGCCCCUCUGGCCACAGGGGACUGGAGAGCUCCAGACGCCCAGGGCCGCUUGGGGUGUGUAAAUUGUGAGUUUUAAGCGGACAUUCACUUUGUCUAACUCUUUUAAAAAUUCAGGUCGCAUUUCUCUAUUUAAAAAGCAGGCCCACAGAAGCUGUGAGUGAGAAUUUUCAUAGUUAUUAAAGGCAGUGAUUUAAAAGAAAAGAAGUGCCUUCCCCUUGUUUAAACGAUUACAAUCCAAUCAGUCGCUUUUGUAGUGGGUCACGUCCAAAAUCUGUGUAGCUCAGUGAGGCUGAGAAAGACCUCCAGGAACGCUUCACCACCUCCGUUUUCUUAGUGGAGGAACCAACGCAGCCCCUGCUUUUGUAUGUCUUUUUCUAACAGGUCACGUUUUCCUACAUUGGAAGAGGACCUGGUCAAGGCUAACUGCUUUGCCCUUUGUAAGGAAAAGGCUUCCUUUCUGUUUGCACCAUGCGUGUGUACGUGCAUGCAUGUGUGUGGACUGCAUGAGGCUGGGUGUGCUGCAUAUGUCCUAAGUGUCUGUGCUGUGGUCUGGUAAGCUUAUCCUAGGCCCUGACCCUGACCUAGCACGGACCUUAGAAGCUGGGUCAUGAGGGAGCUAGUCUUAUUCUGCUGCAAAGCAGGGCUUGCCUUUUUUAAAAAGCCUUUCCAAUGGCCACGUAGAACAGCUGUCUUUAUCACCCAGCACUCUGUAUCACCACAUACGUACGCAUGCAUGCACAUGUCUGCAUUCUGAAUUCAUUCCCCUCAGGCUCCUAUGCACAUCUUACUCUUAAGAAGACUAUUAUAAUAGAUAUUUAUUAGAAACAGAGUGGAAGAAAGUACCAAAUUUAAUCAUGUUCCCAUUGCCUCUUUUAAGAGUUCUUAAGACCUGGCACCCUGAGGCUGAAAAGCUUGUUAGCUGCCUAGGGCUUGCCUGUGUUUUUGUUAAGGUUUUGAAAAAUAGAUAAAGCAAGGAUUAUGUCUGCACUAAAACUGCAAACGCUCCAGAGAGAAGAUGUGGGCCCAGGUCCAUCCAGAAGCCCUCCCAAUUUCAGGCCCAAACUACCCAUCUGUGUGCCCAAGAGGGUGCAUUUGUGUAAGAAUCUGAAAGUGAGGAUUCAUCUGGGGCUUAGCUCAUCCAGGUGUGCUCCGAAGCUGCCCUGAGCUCAGAGUGUGAGGUCUGCUGGCAGAGGGCAAAGGGCAACAGCUCACUGGCCUGAUUUGGUGCAGUCUUCUGAAGGAUCUAGCUGCUGGCUCAAUUCAUUCCUUCACCAGAGUUGGUUUUGACUGUGAAAUGAAUGGAUCUGCUUUGCCCUAGGCCAGGGAAGCAAGGGCCCAGACAGAUGUAGGCUGCAUUCUUAAAUUAGCUGAAAUGCUGCAGAUUCCUUUGGAAAGGCACUUCUGAGAGAUGUGAACAUGGAAAGGGAGGCUUACUUAGUAUGAGGUGGAUAACUGUGAAAGAUGUUUGCAGAGAGAAAAACCAUUAACCGUUUUGUAAAAGCUGACAGUUCUCUAAUUUAUUAGCAAUUAUUACCUGAAAGCCAGAAGACUGAUUUUGAGGAUGGGGUAAAUUAUUAAUUUAGUUCCUCAUGAUAAAAAUUGAAGUUCAGUGAGUAGUUUACAACAUAGACCUCUGGUUUUGUGAAUCUUCUAAGAGUAUCUAUCUGGUUUUGUACCUGCUGUGUGGAUUAUGGCAAUAAAGAUUCAUUUUAUUAGAGAAGCUACAUUGGCCGUGGUUUUGCAGCUUACCGUUUCAUUGCAAAGACAAAUAAAAGUAUGUAAGACAGUCCUUUAAUAAAUCAACACGUGCUCUUUAAAUUC